This is a messenger RNA of Cannabis sativa, 1836 nucleotides long. RefSeq lists its product as uncharacterized. Gene Ontology annotation, molecular function: GTPase activity; GTP binding. The record is from RefSeq and is a predicted model, not a curated record. NCBI's taxonomy places the organism in Eukaryota, Viridiplantae, Streptophyta, Magnoliopsida, Rosales, Cannabaceae. The transcript has 7 exons. The coding region runs from base 309 to 1502 and encodes 397 amino acids.
AUUAAAAGAUAAGAGAAUUUCACAAUAAAAAGUAAAAGAAAUAAGAUCAUUUCAUAGAAAAAAAACAAAGAAUGCGGGUAUGUAUGAGAAGCCAAAUAGGAAGCGAUCCAAAGCUACAACUGAUUUCAUUUCAUCUCUCUCUCAGGUACUCUAGAAUGAUUAUCAACCUCCUUCACUAACUGAUCGGACAGGAGAGGAGGAAUUUCGUUGGCCCUUGUGUUGUCCAACUCCGCUUCAUUCAUUACCACAAUUACUUCACUCACUCACUCGCAGGAAGGUGAUUAUUGCUAGCUUUACAAAAAGGAAAAAUGCAACAAGAGGAGAAUGGUGACAUUAAUCCUCACCAAUCUCUGGAUAAUAGGCCUGGCAUCAUCUUUAUUGGCUCCCCUAAUGCUGGCAAGCGCACUCUUCUCUCACGAUUAACCUCGAUUGAUUUUGAAGAUGCUUCUGAUUCAUCCCAGGAGCUACUACUUCAUGGCUGGACUAUCAACACAAAGUAUUACACUGCUGAUGUUUCCGUAUGUGUAGCUCAUCUUCAUGACACAUUAUCCAUUUCGACCCUUCCAUCAUAUUCCCAGCUAGUUGCCUUGGUCAUGGUCUUCAACAUGAAUGAUCUCUCGUCUCUAGUUGCCCUUCAGGAUUGGGUAUCUCGUAAUGAUCUUGAAAAGUUUGAGAUUUUGUUGUGCAUAGGGAACAAAGUGGAUCUUGUUCCUGGUCAUCCAGUUCAUUCUGAAUACAGGAGAAGCCUAAUGAAGGUUAACGACUCUGAUUUGGAGUUUGAUAAUUAUGGAAUUUCUGAAACUGAAGGAAGCAGUUUGUUAGGAGAUGAUGAACCAGAAAUGGAAUUGGAGAUUAGGAGAUCAUGUUUGGAGUGGUGCACUGAGCAUAAUAUCGAGUUCAUUGAAGCAUGUGCUUCUAAUGCUGAUUUUGACAAAUGUUUGUCAGUACAUGGUGAUUUACAAGGAGUUGAGCGUCUUUCCGGUGCUCUCUCUGCUCAUAUGUGGCCUGGAAUGAUUCUUAAGUCAGGAGAUAGGAUUACAGUGCCAUCAUUUCCUGAAAGAGAAGACCUGUCCGAAGAAGAAUCUGAUUACGAAUUGGAGUAUGAAAUUCUGUCUGGUGGCUCAGCUGAACCAUGGGAUGAUACAGAUAAAGAAUGGGUUUCUGCAAGUGUUGCAAGCCCUCAAGGUAAUUCCAAUCUAGACAAUGUGAUCAAAUAUGAUAGGGAGGAGAUGCGGCCCUCAACAUCUGGGACUGCAUUUCAUGAUGAGAAUGACAAAGCCGACAUGAUUCCCCAUCCAGAAGAUUCUAACCAAGCAUUGAAACCAGAUCAAGGUUCACAUUUUGAGUUUGAGGAGUUGGAACAGUUGAUGUCUGAGAUCGGUAACAUACGAGAUAGUUUAAGGUUGAUGCCUGAUUCUCAAAGGAGAGAAAUGGCUGCAAAUAUGGCAUUGAAAAUGGCCACCAUGUUUGGCGGUGCCAGCGAUGAUGAACGUGAAACUUAAUGCAUUUAAUCUUGUCUGGCAUAUUUUAAGAAGAGAAUAGCGAGUUGUUUCGUGCCAUAUCUGAUUUUGCUCUACUUGUUUCAAGCCACUACCAUAGACAUGAGAUAGUUGCUCAGAAGUACACAAAAACUUCACAAUGUUUUUUUUUUCUUUGGUUUAAAUUUUAAACUUAAAAAGAGACAAAUAUGCAUUGUGCCAUACAAUAUCUGAGAUUUAGAAAUAAUUGAAUGAGAUUUGCAAAAUAGUUUUGUAGAUAUGCAGUUUUGAGACUGGAACAAUGAUCUAGUAGAUUUUAUGUCUGGUAUAAUAGAACAUCUCAAAUGUGUUUGAGCAA